CAGGUUGACAGUCAUACGGCAGUAAUGGCUGCCUCCUUGCGGUGUUAGGAGCGUGUCGGUGGUGCUGUGUGUGAGUGAGUUACUGCGGUUCGGGGCUCUGCGGUGCUGCGGGGGAAGGAGAUGGCGGUGACGGGCGCGGGGAUUGAGGCUCUGCUGAGCCGCCUGCUGAGCAGAGAGCGCGGGAAGCCCAUCCUCAGACCCAACAAACCCCUGGUCCUCAAGGACGAGGUGGCCAACAAGAAAACCGAGAAAGGAGAGGCAUCAUGUAUCACAGAGAUGUCUAUACUAAUGGCUUGCUGGAAGAAGAAGGAUUUCAACAGCUCCCUUUGCUCCAAAGAAAUCUCAGACUUCUACAGCUGUGUAGGAAGGGCAGAGAGAAGAAAGGCUAGGCAGCAAGCUGCUGUUGGCCAGGGUAAGAAAAUGCUGCCCAAACAGGCCAAUGUACUGCUGAAACGGUACCCCAACUUGGGCAAAGAGAUCUAGCUUGGGUGCAUUCUGCCACAAACUCCUGGAUGAACUCCUGGAUGUUGAAGAAAGGGACCAGCAUGUGCCACGGAUUUGGGCAAUGAAUCAGCAAACCUCAAGGACAAUUUGUGCUCAGAUGGUUUGGCUUACAGAGAUAUGGAGAGACAGAGGUUUAAAGAUUCAUUCAUUUAUUUCUCUCUCUAUUGUAAACUUGACGUUGUAAUUUCUGGAGAUUUUAUCUAAUGUGAUUUAUCCCAAUUGCAGCAGAUACUGGCAGAGUAAAUGAUUUGUUUUUUUUUAAUGGAUGAACUUCUAUCUGUUACUGCAUUUUGUUGAGUCUGUCAUGGUCACCCAGUCAAAACAGGACAAGACGUAUCACUGAAAACCUUGCUGCAGUUCACACCGUGCACAAUAUGAUUCAAACGUCUUUGAAAGCUCAUUUGUGUGAAAUGUUUUGAAUUACUAUUAUUAUUGAUGAUAAUGUACUUGACAUCCCUAACAGAUGUUAUUAAAUAUUAUUGAUUUGGUGAAAUUGA
Molecule: messenger RNA, 1001 nt
Organism: Astyanax mexicanus (Mexican tetra)
Lineage: Eukaryota; Metazoa; Chordata; Actinopteri; Characiformes; Acestrorhamphidae
Gene: chchd1
Product: coiled-coil-helix-coiled-coil-helix domain containing 1
Exons: 3
Coding region: 121-483 (120 amino acids)
Biological process (GO): mitochondrial translation
Cellular component (GO): mitochondrial ribosome; nucleoplasm; mitochondrion
Molecular function (GO): RNA binding
Source: RefSeq, a predicted model, not a curated record